This is a messenger RNA of Fraxinus pennsylvanica, 1104 nucleotides long. The record is from the annotation of a GenBank genome assembly. Lineage: Eukaryota; Viridiplantae; Streptophyta; Magnoliopsida; Lamiales; Oleaceae.
AUGGACGGAAAUGGUAGUAUGAAUUUGAGGAAUUGGGGGUUUCUUGAGAGGGCAACCGCCCCACUCAAAAGCCAUUUGGGCCUCCAGCUAAUGUCAUCAAUGGCUGAAAGGCCUCUUUUUGGUGGUGAUGUUCAUGAUCAACACCGAGUCCCGCCCUCCGGUGUCAUGGCUUCUAUCAAUGGCGGGCCGUACCAUCACCAUCGCGUUGGUGGCUUUUCUGAGUCCCACAUUCCCGUUGACUAUACAAGGGAGAAUUGGAUGAAUCACGGCAGAGAAAAGUAUGUCAAUAACUUGCCCGUGAACCAACACCAUGGCUAUUAUCAACUGAAUUAUGGACUUUCACCCGAGACUUCAUCAGCUCAUUCCAUCCAAAUGCCCCAGCAAAUUAAUAUAACAAAAAAUGUAAAUGUCAUACCUCAGAUGGAGGAGGUAAGUACGGAGGGAGAUAACGGUGGCGGUGGUGUUGCUCUUGCUAAGAAGAGGGGAGGUGGGAAAGUGCCAAAGUCUCCUGCCAAAGAGAAAAAACCUAGGAUUAGAGCUCCUAGGGCUCCUAGAGAAGAGUCUAGCCCUGCGGUUCAGCGGUCGAGGGCUCCCAAGAAACGGGCAGAAGUUGUGAUCAAUGGAAUCAAUAUGGAUAUUUCUGGAAUUCCUAUACCAGUUUGCUCGUGCACUGGGACUCCACAGCAGUGUUAUAGGUGGGGCUCUGGUGGGUGGCAAUCUGCAUGCUGUACUACUGGAAUGUCUCUUUAUCCCUUGCCUAUGAGUACUAAGCGUCGUGGUGCAAGGAUAGCAGGGCGUAAGAUGAGUAUUGGUGCAUUUAAGAAGGUCUUGGAGAAACUUGCUUCAGAAGAUUAUAAUUUCUCUAACCCGAUUGAUCUGAAGAGUUACUGGGCGAAACAUGGUACAAAUAAGUUUGUUACAAUCCGGGCCUGGCCCGUAGCAGAGGCUUCUCGGGUAGUUUCUAACUGGUGGAUUUCCCUAUUGAGUCAGCUUAUGCCUGGUGAACAAAAAGCAGAGCUCCGGAGGCUUCUUCUUAAAUGUGCUGUUCAAACUCCGGAAGUAAGAUUUGUAAACACUGUUGCUUCAAGGAAAUACUGGUAUUAA